CGCCCCUCUGGCGGCCCCGUCAGCGGCUCUCUGGCCCGCGGAUUCCGACCCUCGCCCCCGUGCCCUGCAGGGACCCCCGGGCCCCCGUUAGACACUGAGAGACCCUCCAGCCCCAUCAGAGACCCUCGCUGUUGUCAGAGCCCGUCGGUCAUGGCUUUGCCACUUCCACUCUGCCCUGCUGCUGAGCAGAAGGAAGCCCCAGCCACCCCCCACCACUUUCUUGAGGAGGAACAUCAGGGUCUUGCAUGCAAGCUCCGGGUGCCCCAAGCCGCUGUGGAAGAAGAUGAUGUCUGCUACGGUGGUGGGAGUACCUCUGCUCCUUGGCGCCCACUACCUUAUGGCAGAGGCACGGGAGAAGAGGAGGAUGCGGCUCGUGAUAGAGGGUGUUGGGCGUUUUAGUAGGUCCCUGUGUGUCGGCUUGCAGAUCUCCAUGGACUACUGGUGGUGUACCCACAUUCUCCUGCGAGGCGUGGACGAGAACAGCCCGAGGUAUGCAGAGGUGAUGUCUGCAUGCCACCAGAGGGCAGCAGAUGCCCUAGUGGCCGGGGCUGUCAGCAACGGGGGCCUCUACAUCAAGCUGGGCCAGGGCUUGUGCUCCUUCAACCACCUGCUGCCCCCUGAGUACAUCAGGACCCUGCGUGUGCUGGAGGACAAGGCCCUCACGCGGGGCUUCCGGGAGGUGGACGAGCUGUUUCUCGAGGAUUUCCACGCGCCAGCCCACGAGAUCUUUCAGGAGUUUGACUACCAGCCGAUGGCCGCAGCGAGCCUGGCCCAGGUGCACAGGGCCAGACUGCACAGUGGCACUGAGGUGGCCGUGAAGGUGCAGUACAUCGACCUGCGGGACCGGUUCGAGGGCGACGUCUACACACUGGAGCUGCUGCUGCGGCUAGUGGAGCUCAUGCACCCCAGCUUUGGCUUCAGCUGGGUCCUCCAGGACUUGAAAGGGACGCUGGCGCAGGAGCUGGACUUCGAGAACGAGGGUCGCAACGCGGAGCGCUGUGCGCGGGACCUGCGGCACUUCCGCUACAUCGUGGUGCCACGCGUGCACUGGGACAAGACCAGCAAGCGCGUGCUGACCGCCGACUUCUGCGAGGGCUGCAAGGUCAAUGACGUGGAGGCUAUCAAGGCCCAGGGACUGAUGCUGCAGGACAUAGCCCAGAAGCUGAUCCAGGCCUUUGCAGAGCAGAUAUUCUACACGGGCUUCAUCCACUCUGACCCACACCCCGGCAAUGUUCUGGUGCGGAAAGGCCCAGAUGGGAAGGCAGAGUUGGUGCUGCUGGACCACGGGCUCUACCAGUUCCUGGAUGAGAAGGACCGCUCAGCGCUGUGCCAGCUGUGGCGGGCCAUCAUCCUGCAGGACAACACGUCAAUGAAGGUGCACGCUGCAGCACUUGGGGUGCAAGGUGAGGGUGCUGGAGUGCCAGGACGCUGGGGCGGCAGGUCUGCAGACCUGCUCAGCCCUGCCCAUCGCCCCCCAGACUAUUUCCUGUUCUGUGAGGUGCUGAUGCAGCGGCCGGUGCGCCUGGGCCAGCUGUGGCGCUCCCACCUGCUGAGCCGCGAGGAGCUGGGCUACAUGCAGGACAUGGCCCGCGAGCACUUUGAGGACAUCAUGAGCGUGCUCAAGGCCCUGCCGCGGCCCAUGCUGCUCGUGUUGCGUAACAUCAACACCGUGCGGGCCAUCAACGCCUCCCUGGGCGCCCCCGUUGACCGCUACUUCCUUAUGGCCAAGAGUGCGGUCAAGGGCUGGAGCCGCCUGGUGGGUGCCAACCGCUUCAGCCUCUUGCGCCAAAUCAAGGUGGUCUGGGAAAUGCUUAAGUUUGAAGUGGCCCUGAGGCUGGAGAUUGUCCUGAUGCGGCUUACAACCCUGGUGGUCCGUACCCUGGUCCACUUGGGCCUCAUGACUGAGCCCGAGGGCCUCUGUGAGUACCUGGAGACCUAAGCCAUCCUUCCUGCAGGACAGGAGGACCUCAAAUGCAGAAGGGCUCCCAGCAGUGGCCCAACGGAGCCACCACUCAGGACUGGCGGUGUGGAUGCUCAGACCUGGCCCCAGAGCAGCUGCAGCCUGGUGGGGGUGCAGUGGGAUGCAACAGAGGCCUGGCUGGGAGCCCUGCAAUGACCACACGCUUUUCUCAAACAAAUCUUCUCAAACAAA
Loxodonta africana (African savanna elephant) is the source of this 2152-nucleotide messenger RNA. It is a transcript of the gene ADCK5, whose product is annotated as aarF domain containing kinase 5. The record is from RefSeq and is a predicted model, not a curated record. Bases 284 to 1939 code for a protein of 551 amino acids. The transcript has 14 exons. NCBI's taxonomy places the organism in Eukaryota, Metazoa, Chordata, Mammalia, Proboscidea, Elephantidae.